This is a messenger RNA of Brachypodium distachyon (stiff brome), 2632 nucleotides long. Its product is annotated as pentatricopeptide repeat-containing protein At1g11290, chloroplastic. Gene Ontology annotation, molecular function: protein binding; RNA binding; zinc ion binding. The transcript has 2 exons. The coding region runs from base 45 to 2252 and encodes 735 amino acids. The record is from RefSeq and is a predicted model, not a curated record. Lineage: Eukaryota; Viridiplantae; Streptophyta; Magnoliopsida; Poales; Poaceae. Gene Ontology annotation, biological process: RNA modification.
AAAAGAAAAAGAAAACAAGUCGUGAGCUAGCUGAGUGUGUGGGCAUGCUGUGCUCGGCGGCGAGCGCCUCCUCAUCGUUGCCGUCUCCGAUUACCGCCGCAACGCAUGCCGCCCCCGACGACCACCACGCGCGCUUGAGGGCGGCCGCCUCGCGCUCCGACCUGCGAGGCGCGCUCGCCGCCUUCGCCGCCAUGUCCCCCGCGUCCGGCUCCGGCCCCGUGCUCCGCACCUUCACCUCCCUCCUCAAGCUCUGCGCGGCGCGCGCCGACCUCGCCACGGGCCGCGCCGUCCACGCGCAGCUCGCGGCGCGGGGGCUCUCCCCGGAGGCCCUGGCGGCCACGGCGCUCGCCAACAUGUACGCCAAGUGCCGCCGCCCGGGCGACGCCCGCAGGGUGUUCGACCGGAUGCCCGCCCGGGACCGCGUCGCCUGGAACGCGCUCGUGGCCGGGUACGCGCGCAACGGGCUCGCCGAGGCGGCCGUCGGGAUGGUCGUCCGGAUGCAGGAGGAGGACGGGGAGCGGCCCGAUGCCGUCACGCUCGUCUCCGUGCUGCCCGCCUGCGCCGACGCCCAGGCGCUCGGGGCCUGCCGGGAGGUGCACGCCUUUGCUGUGCGUGGUGGGUUCGAUGAGCAGGUGAAUGUCUCCACGGCGAUCCUUGACGUGUACUGCAAGUGCGGGGCCGUCGACUCGGCGAGGAAGGUGUUCGAUGGGAUGCAGGACAGGAACUCUGUGUCUUGGAAUGCCAUGAUCAAGGGGUAUGCGGAGAACGGGGAUGCCACUGAGGCUCUGGCUCUGUUCAAGAGGAUGGUGGGGGAGGGCGUGGAUGUGACCGAUGUGUCUGUGUUGGCAGCGUUGCAUGCUUGCGGCGAGCUCGGGUUUCUUGAUGAGGGGAGGCGUGUCCAUGAGCUUCUUGUGAGGAUUGGAUUGGAGUCGAAUGUGAAUGUGAUGAACGCGCUGAUCACCAUGUACUGCAAGUGCAAGAGGACCGACCUUGCUGCACAGGUGUUCGAUGAGUUGGGCUACAAGACACGGGUCUCAUGGAAUGCCAUGAUCCUCGGGUGCACGCAGAACGGAAGUUCAGAGGAUGCAGUGAGGCUGUUCUCUAGGAUGCAGCUGGAGAAUGUGAAACCUGAUUCCUUCACCCUCGUCAGUAUCAUUCCUGCCCUUGCAGACAUUUCAGACCCGCUGCAGGCCAGGUGGAUCCAUGGGUACUCUAUCAGGCUGCACCUUGAUCAGGAUGUGUAUGUACUGACAGCACUUAUCGACAUGUACGCAAAGUGUGGCCGUGUUAGUAUAGCUAGAAGUCUAUUCAAUUCAGCAAGGGACCGGCAUGUUAUCACAUGGAAUGCGAUGAUCCAUGGGUAUGGCUCACAUGGUUCUGGCAAGGUUGCAGUUGAGCUAUUUGAAGAGAUGAAAAGUUCUGGCAAAGUACCCAAUGAGACAACAUUCCUCUCGGUCCUCUCGGCGUGCAGUCAUGCUGGUCUGGUUGAUGAAGGACAGGAAUAUUUUUCGAGCAUGAAGGAGGACUAUGGGCUUGAACCUGGGAUGGAGCACUAUGGUACCAUGGUGGAUCUUCUUGGCCGAGCUGGGAAGCUACAUGAAGCCUGGUCUUUCAUCCAAAAGAUGCCUAUGGAGCCUGGCAUUAGUGUGUAUGGUGCAAUGUUAGGCGCUUGCAAGUUGCACAAGAACGUGGAAUUGGCAGAAGAAUCAGCACAAAGGAUCUUUGAGCUAGAGCCAGAAGAGGGGGUGUAUCAUGUCCUCCUAGCAAACAUUUAUGCAAACGCUUCACUGUGGAAGGAUGUUGCAAGGGUGAGAACUGCUAUGGAGAAGAAAGGCCUCCAAAAGACUCCUGGAUGGAGCAUUGUUCAGCUAAAAAAUGAGAUCCAUACGUUCUAUUCCGGAAGCACAAAUCACCAACAGGCAAAGGAUAUAUAUGCAAGGCUGGCGAAGCUGAUAGAAGAGAUCAAAGCUGUGGGGUAUGUGCCAGACACUGAUUCUAUACAUGACGUAGAAGAUGAUGUGAAGGCACAGCUUCUCAACACCCACAGUGAGAAGCUUGCAAUUGCAUAUGGGCUCAUUCGCACAGCCCCUGGUACAACAAUUCAAAUAAAGAAGAACCUCCGAGUCUGUAAGGACUGUCAUAAUGCAACCAAGUUAAUAUCUCUGGUGACAGGGAGGGAAAUAAUCAUGAGAGAUAUUCAACGAUUUCACCAUUUUAAGGAUGGUAAAUGCUCGUGUGGAGACUACUGGUAGUGACGUGAAGGAGGCUGUCUCAGUAUGCAUUUUGAGUUGAGAGAACCUCACACAGCCUAUAUACAAAUAAGAAUCUAAGAUCAGACUAUCAUGUGAACUUCAGGUCGUGCAGCUGCCUUUUGCAUCGACGAUACAUGGCUAAGACUGUGAAGUACCAGCAGCUCCUAUGAUCACCUUGCCAUUUCAGGGAACACACAGUAGAUUUCAGUAUAUUAGGACUGUAACACAUUUUAAGACUAAAAUGUUCUUAUCAUUAUUUAAAGUAGUGCAAAUGGAAGCAUAUUCAUAAGCAAACACUGCUCUUUUCUUCUCGUUUGAGAUCUGAUGUACAUGAUGAGAUCAAACUGUUGAUAACUGAAUAAAGGAACCUUUUUUUCUUA